AUGGAUUCGUAUUCUGUGAAGGAGUUCAUACGAAGGGAAGUUCCGGAUUGGGACGAUGAGGUGGUGGCGACGGCCAGAUUCAAGGCGUUUAGUGGUCAGAGAUCAGAUUGGGAACUCAGAUUUCAGUUUUGGCGCGAUCUGAUCAUCAAAGCUUCGCGUCAGUUCGGAGUGUUCAUCAUCGAUCCUGUCCAGGUGAAACAGUCGUGGUUUGAUCGAGGAGGAAUGACGCCUUUAUGCAUUGAUCACGUACUGUUAUUGAUGCACAGUGAAGGUGAUGUUGUGCGGGUUAACGAACUCGAAGAUCAGGGCAGUGGCCGUAUAUCUCGUUUGUUGUGGACAGUGAGGAAUUUAAUGGUACAAUCUUCGGUGAAGCCGGGAGAGAUUCUCGAAAACAAACUUGUUAUCGUCUCACUCUUGAAGGAGAAGGCGGCUGAUGUGGUGAAGCUUUUGUGUGAGGGACACUGGACUUCGACUUGUGUUGUCACACUGAACAAGUUCCGGAACUUGUGCAACGGUUCGGAUGAGGAGGCAUCUGCUAUAUUGAGUCACUUGUCAGGGUGUGGAAAAGCGCAUAAAGUCUCUGUCAACCGGGGAGAAGUGAUAGAGGGUGUUAAAGUGUCCCUUUCAGAAGCAGCACUUCCUAGUAUCUCAACUUUAGACUGUGAUAUUCUGCACUUGCUGAGGACUACAGAAAAGCUUCAAGAUCAACUUGAAGUGAUGGACCAACGAUGUGAAACGUCAAGGAAAUCAGCGUUGGCAUCUCUAAAGUCUGGACACAGGAAAGUUGCUCUAAGGCAUGUAAGGGAAUUGAAGUUGGGGACUCAGAGCAGAGAAACAUGCACGUCACUUCUGAAUAGAGUAGAGGAAGUGUUGAACACUAUAUCGGAUUCUGAGUCAGCCAAAAUGGUAUCCGAAGCCAUAAAAACUGGAGCGAACGUAAUGAAGAACGUCAAGAUCAAUGCGGACGAUGUUCACGACUGUUUGGAGGAAAUCGAAGAAACUAUUGAAUCACAGAAACAAGUCGAAAAAGCUCUCGAAUCAGCUCCAUAUUCAGAUGUUGAUGAUGAAGAUAUCGAAGAAGAAUUCAUGAAAUUAGAGAUGGAGCUCGAAAGCGAGAGUUCCCACGCCAAACCAGCGACUUCAGAUGCUGCAGAUUCACUGACUGACAUGUUCUCAGAGCUUAAACUUGGCAAUACAGAACAGUCUUCGGAAGAUCAAGCUACUGAGCCAGUUCGAAUGAAAGAUAGCGGGAAAAAGAUUCUUGAAGCAGCGUAG
This is a messenger RNA of Microthlaspi erraticum, 1275 nucleotides long. NCBI's taxonomy places the organism in Eukaryota, Viridiplantae, Streptophyta, Magnoliopsida, Brassicales, Brassicaceae. The record is from the annotation of a GenBank genome assembly.